Messenger RNA from Cucurbita pepo subsp. pepo (vegetable marrow), 3725 nucleotides. Its product is annotated as calmodulin-binding transcription activator 2. Gene Ontology annotation, cellular component: nucleus. Gene Ontology annotation, molecular function: transcription coregulator activity; protein binding; double-stranded DNA binding. Lineage: Eukaryota; Viridiplantae; Streptophyta; Magnoliopsida; Cucurbitales; Cucurbitaceae. Gene Ontology annotation, biological process: regulation of transcription by RNA polymerase II. The record is from RefSeq and is a predicted model, not a curated record.
CCGAGUUUCCCCGAUGUUACGUCAUUCACAUUCACAGAGCUGACUGCCUAAGUCUUUCCCCCAUUUCUACCUCUUCCAUUUCCCUCCCUUUUCCCCCCUCAAAUUCCUCUCGCUGAUUCACUCUCCUCCCAUGGCGGACCGUGGAUCUUACGGCUUGGCUCCUCGUCUAGAUAUUGACCAGUUAUUGAUAGAAGCAAAACAUCGUUGGUUACGUCCAGCUGAAAUUUGUGAAAUACUCCGUAACUAUCCUAAGUUUCAAAUUGCUUCAGAGCCUCCAGAUAGACCUUCAAGUGGGUCACUUUUUCUCUUUGAUCGAAAGGUUCUGAGGUACUUUAGAAAGGAUGGACAUAAAUGGAGGAAGAAGAAAGAUGGCAAAACAGUAAGAGAAGCACAUGAGAAGCUGAAGGUUGGAAGCAUUGAUGUAUUGCACUGCUAUUAUGCCCAUGGAGAAGAAAAUGAGAACUUUCAAAGGCGCAGUUAUUGGAUGCUUGAAGAGCAUUUAAUGCACAUCGUUUUUGUCCACUACUUGGAAGUUAAGGGUAAUAGAACCAAUAUUGGAGCUGUCGUUGAGACUGAUGAGGUUUCAUCAAGUUCACAGAAGAGCAGCCCUACGAGUGCUAGCUAUUCCAGCAGUUAUAAUCAAGCAGCUUCUGAAAAUGCAGAUUCCCCCAGUCCAACUAGCCCUUUGACACCAUUUUGUGAAGAUGGUGAUACGGAAGACACCGGCCAAGCAACUUCAAGAUUUCGCUCAUUUCCCACGUCACCAAAAAUGGGAAAUGGUCUUCUGAUGAAUAAACAAGAUGCUGGUCAAUCAAAUUUUUAUUUUCCGCAUUCUUCUUCCAACACAUCAGUUCCUGCUGUGGAUUAUGUAUCACAAGUUCAGAAAGAUGUACUUGGGGGUAACAUUUGUGGUACCAAUGUGACGGAUUCUCAGAAGACGCUCAGUUCUGCCUCGUGGGAAGAGAUCUUGCAACAUUGUACAACUGGAUUUCAGACUGUACCUUCUCAUGUUUUAUCCUCUUUGAUUGAACCUGUUUCUUCUGGAAUUGUCGUUGGACAAGAGAAUUCAAUUCCUGGCCAGCCUUCAACCAGUAAUAGUGCUAUUACAGAGGAUUUUGGGAGUUCUCUGACAAUGAACUCAAACUGGCAGGUUUCUUUUGAAGACAAUACUUCGUCCUUUUCAAAAGAGUACGUUGACCAGUUUCCAGAAUUGUAUUCAGUUUAUGACAUAGAUAGCAGGUUAACUGAGCAGAAUUCUCAUAAUGCAACUUUUGGAAGUGGUCGUGAGAUGUCUUGUGCUCAUCCUGGCAUAGAGAAUGAGGAGAUUUUGCCAAACAACCUUGAAUUACAGGUCAAAGAAGGAGAAUCGUAUUCUGCUAUGAGGUUGAGUUCUGAAAAUGAUAAAUCUAAAGAAGGUACCGUUGGCUAUUCUUUGAGUUUGAAACAAUCAUUAAUAGACGGAGAGGAGAGUUUAAAGAAAGUUGACAGCUUCUCGAGGUGGGUAUCCAGAGAGCUUGUCGAAGUUGAUGAUUUGCACAUGCAUCCAUCAUCUGGCUUGUCUUGGAGCACCGUAGAAUGUGGUGAUAUGGUAGAUAAUUCAUCAUUAACCCCUUCUCUUUCUGAAGACCAGCUUUUCAGUAUAACAGAAUUUUCUCCAAAGUGGACACUUGCAGAUUUGGAAACUGAGGUUGUGAUUAUAGGGAAGUUUCUGGGGAACAAUCAUGGCACAAAAUGUUAUUGGUCAUGUAUGUUUGGGGAAGUCGAAGUUCCUGCAGAGGUUUUGGCUGAUGGGAUCCUAUGCUGCCAUGCACCACCACAUAGUGUUGGGCAAGUCCCUUUUUAUGUCACAUGUUCCAACAGAUUAGCAUGCAGUGAGAUUCGUGAGUUUGAUUACUUGGCAGGCUCUGCUCAAGAUGUCGAUGUUACCGAAGUAUAUACUGCUGGUGCUACAGAGGAAUUAUAUUUGCAUAUGCGAUUGGAGAGGUUACUGUCCCAUAGAUCUUCAAAUCCUCCAAAUAAUCUCUCUGAAGGUGCUUUGGCGAAACGGAACUUAAUCAGAGAGCUUAUCUCAAUAAAAGAAGAAGAAGAUUGUUAUGGGGAGGAGCCAAAUUCUCAUAAUGUUCAAAUUCAGCAUCAAAACAAGGAGUUUCUUUUUGUAAAGCUGAUGAAAGAAAAAGUGUACUCAUGGCUUAUCCGCAAAGUCAUUGAAGGUGGCAAAGGUCCUCAUAUAUUGGAUGAUGAGGGACAGGGGUUAAUUCAUUUAGCAGCAGCCCUCGGUUAUGAUUGGGCAAUCCGACCAAUUGUCGCUGCAGGAGUGAGCAUAAACUUCCGAGACGUUAAUGGAUGGACUGCUCUCCAUUGGGCAGCAUUCUGUGGCAGGGAGUUGACAGUUGGAACCCUUAUAACAUUGAAUGCUGCUCCUGGAUUGCCGGCUGAUCCUUCUCCAAAAAAUCCUUUGGGGAUAUCGCCAUCUGAGCUUGCAUCGAUGAGUGGGCACAAAGGGAUUGCUGGUUUCCUUGCAGAGUCAUCAUUGACCAGCUAUAUCGAAUCCAUAUCAAUGGGGGAGACCGUAAAAGAUGGUGUGCUGGAUGUUUCAAAGAGGAAACCUGUGCAUACUAUUUCUGAACGAAGGGCAACACCGAUAAGUGAUGGUUUUAUGCCUGCUGAUUUGUCCUUGAAGGAUUCAUUGACUGCUGUCUGCAAUGCUACUCAAGCUGCUGGGCGUAUACAUCUGAUGUUUAGAAUGCAGUCAUUUCAGAGGAAAAAAUUAUCGGAGUGUAGUCCUGAUGAACUUGGAUCCUCAGAUGAUACUGCUAUUUCAUUUGCCAAAGCCAGGGCACGUAAGUCUGGACUAAGUAACAGCCCGGCCCAUGCCGCUGCAGUUCACAUACAGAAAAAGUUCCGUGGUUGGAGAAUGAGAAAAGAGUUCUUGCUAAUACGUCAAAGAAUAGUGAAAAUUCAGGCCCACGUGAGAGGACACCAGGUGAGGAAGCAAUAUAAAAAGAUCGUCUGGUCCGUAGGCAUAUUAGACAAGAUUAUUUUGAGAUGGAGACGGAAGGGGAGUGGUUUGCGAGGUUUCCGAUCAGAUGCAGCUGCGAAGAAUCCAUCCGCCGUGAUGGAACCACCUAAAGAGGAUGAUUAUGAUUUUCUGGCGAAAGGAAGGAAGCAGACUGAGGAAAGAUUUCAAAAAGCACUGACUAGAGUCAAGUCCAUGGCUCAGUAUCCCGAGGGACGAGACCAAUACCGUAGGCUUCUUACCGUCGUUCAAAAGUGCCAAGAAACCAAGGCAAGUAAUAUGGCUAUUACUAGCACUAGAGAAGAGAUAAUAGAAGGCGAUGACAUGAUUGAUAUCGACUCACUUCUGGACGACGACGCUUUGAUGUCUAUGACAUUUGAUUGAGUAAACAGCUUGUGUUAUCAAUCAACCUACUAUUUCUGGUGCAUACUAACUUCAGCAUUUGCUUGUAAAUUCUACUCUAACUACUAGUGUAUCAAAAAGUUCAUAUCUCUAUAUUGUGAUCACUCAGUGUUGGCUGCCUACCAAAAAUGGUGUAGAUUUCAUAGGUUGGUGAUAGGGCUUACCUGAUUGUUUGUGUCCAUUGAUUAUAUUUGAACCGAAUUAGUAGCGAAUUUGUAUAGGAUGAUAAGAACACUCAUUACUGCCAUAAACUUGUAUGUUUUAGUGUCAUAUUAUGAAGGUAAUUUUGAAGUUUGAUCUGAUCGUA